AUGAAAAAACCAGGGUUUAUUCAGAGAUUUGAAUAUGCUGAGGGGCAAUGUGACCACAGUACACCCGGGAAAAGCACGUUUGCAGUUUUUGUGCACGAUAGAGAGUUAACAAACGACCACUGUUACAUAUUUUCUGAUCUUAGAAAUAAAGCUGAUUUUGUUGCUUCACACUCUUACUGUUCUAAAGCAGGAUUUGCCUUACCUGGAGAUGUUGUUAAAGAAGAACUGGAGUUUGUUAUGACUGAACUGCUUGGAUUUCAUGAAGGUGAUAUCUUACCCUUCAGUUAUACGAAAAACCCAUCAGAUCACAGCUUAUCUGGCACCAAGGUAUCGAUAAACACUGUUGCUGAUCAAUACCCAGCAGGAGAAAAGCUAGAAAAUUUUACUAAUUCAUCAGUUCCAAAGCUUUUACUAAUUCAAGAAACCUUAUAUCGAUAUGACAUACAAAAAAAUGAGUAUGUCAUCUUUAAUCCAAAACUAAAUCCUCACGAAGCAGUGCCAUUUGAUGAACCAGCUGUUGAACUCGGAAGAAAACGAGAACGUAACGCAGAAGGCGAUCGCGGCAUAGGUAUAUUAUGCCUACUAAAUAGCUAUUUUGCUCCAGUAAACGCAUUGAUUGCGAUGCAAUUGGAAGAGAACUACAGCACUUUUUGCUUGCUAAAACCAAAAUGGCCUUUCUGUAAUUACCCUUUCACGCUUCACAUUUACAUGGUCGACGCUACAGAUGCAAAACUGCUACACGUAAAUUACGCCAUUUCUAUGAUCUUAACGUACAGCGAAGGAGGCAUGCCUGCAGGAAAUGUUGCUGUUACACAACAACAAGUGCCGUUUAAUGUGAUGGCUUCUAAUCAUCGCCUUUUCUGA
This is a messenger RNA of Enterobius vermicularis (human pinworm), 864 nucleotides long. Lineage: Eukaryota; Metazoa; Nematoda; Chromadorea; Rhabditida; Oxyuridae. The record is from the annotation of a GenBank genome assembly.